Lodderomyces orthopsilosis Co 90-125 is the source of this 711-nucleotide messenger RNA. RefSeq names its product Nbp2p (gene NBP2). The transcript has a single exon. The coding region runs from base 1 to 711 and encodes 236 amino acids. The record is from RefSeq and is a predicted model, not a curated record. Gene Ontology annotation, molecular function: protein binding. Lineage: Eukaryota; Fungi; Ascomycota; Pichiomycetes; Serinales; Debaryomycetaceae.
AUGAGUCCUCGAUUCCCACCAAAUACCAAGAUAAAAGAUUUUGGGUACCCUGAAUCACACCCAUUACAUUUCACAGCAUCGAUAAGACAUUUGAGAAAAGGGAGAUCAUCUAGUGACUAUGAAGCAUCUGAUGAUGCAACUUCUUCCGAUAACACAUCCACUACAUCAUCUUCGGUCACCUCUGAGCGCCGAUCGCGACAUCAUGGAAACUCAAACUAUGAAGACUUUGAGGGAUACGAUUAUGAAGCAGAGCUAGAAGAAGAUGAAUAUGGCGACGACGAUGAUGAAUAUGAGAAAGAUGAGAUAAAUUGUGAGGCUCGUGCCAUAUUUGAUUUUCAACCUGAAAAUGACAAUGAAAUCGGUUUACUAGAAGGUCAGGUGAUAUGGAUUAGUUACAGACAUGGUCAAGGAUGGCUAGUUGCAGAAGACCCUGAAACUGGAGAGAAUGGACUUGUCCCCGAAGAAUAUGUUGAAUUAAUCGGACUACUCGAGAGAACAGAUGAAAGGGAAGAAGAUGUGGCCAAGCCAUUCUUGCCCGAAAUAUUACGAAAUGAUGAACCUAUAGGGGAGAUACGAGGAUCAGAGGAUGAAUGGGUGGACACAGAUGAGGAGUCUCUAAAGCUGAAUGUGGAUAUAACUGAGGACAAAACAAGGGGAGAUGAAACUCUGGUGGAUGAGUUGGAUAAGUCAGUACAUGAAAUGAAAAUAUGA